AUGAUUAUCAGUGGUGACGACUCCAUUGGAAUUGAAGAGCUCAAGCAAUUCUUAUGUCACCAUUUUGAGAUGAAGGAUCUUGAACCAUUAAGUUACUUUUUGGGGCUUGAAGCAUUAUCUUCGAAUGAUGACUUGUUUCUCUCACAGGCUAAGUAUGCUUCUGAUCUUGUCUCUCAAGCAGGUCUCACAGAUUGUAAAAUCGAAUACACUCGUCUUGAACCCAACAUUCAAUUUACUCCUCAAGAUGGUACUUUACUCGAUGAUGCUACUCUUUAUUGGCAUUUUGUAGGUAGUCUGAUAUACCUCACCAAUACUCGACCGAAUAUUUCAUAUUUUGUUCAUCUUGUUAGCUAA
Molecule: messenger RNA, 354 nt
Organism: Medicago truncatula (barrel medic)
Lineage: Eukaryota; Viridiplantae; Streptophyta; Magnoliopsida; Fabales; Fabaceae
Exons: 1
Coding region: 1-354 (117 amino acids)
Source: RefSeq, a predicted model, not a curated record